GAAGAAAAAUCGCACAACCGGUAGUUUCACUUUUCUUCCAUUGCUCGUAAAGAGUGACGAUCUUUGAAAGAAAGCAAGAAACGGUCGUGAAAGCGUUUUAAGAUGGCAGAAUCAGGCAGGACUGUGAAGGUGUGUGGACUGCCCACAGACAUCGAGGAUAACACACUGAAAGACAAGCUAUUGAUUCACUUCCUUAGAAAAAGCAAUGGAGGAGGGGAAGUAGACUCUGUCACCUUCCUCAAGGCAACGCCUCUGGCUGCUCUCAUCACCUUCGAGGACAGCAGAGUGGCACAGGGAGUUAUUCACCACAGGCUACACGUUCUGGAUGUGGAUGGGAAGAAGUAUAAGCUCACGGUAACUGAGCAUUCUGAAGAUUUCGACCCAGAUCAGGUCGUCUUAAGCUUAUCAGCAACAAUUGACUACAGCAAGCUUCCAGGGGGAAUCAUGGCAUUGACAAGCCUUCUUCAGAGCCACAAUGAUGUCCAGAUCAACUAUACUGCUACUGAGAAAUGCUCUACAAUUUUUGGCUCUUACUCUGCAGUGCAGGCAGCUUUGGCACAACUACUGGGCCAUCCUGGAGGCUCAAAGUCAGCAGAAAACUCAAAAGACUUGAGUCAGCCUACUUCCAGUGGUUCCCGGUCUGUUCAAAAAGCACAGAAGCAUUAUACACAGGAGUCAGAAGAUCAGAGCAGAAAAGCCAACAAGCAGAGAGACAACAAAGAAAAAAAUCACACUGACAGGCCAACUGACAACUACAGUUUAAGUUCAAAAAGAGACCUGACACCUGGUGGUUACACCUGGGAGGACACUGGUCAGGCAGAUGGAGCUGCUUUGCAGCAUUCUACAACCUCGGUGGAUGAUUUCUCACUAAUUAUGGAUGCAGACAUGUUUCAGUACCUGCAGAAACACUGCUGGAAGGAAUACCAGCAUAUCCUGAAGCAGUAUGGGGUUGAAGCAGUGGAUGUGACAAGUCAGGGUUUUACCACUCUGUUUCUGCAUGUUGCAGCAGCAGUUGGGGAGGAUGUUCGAGAGCAGGAGUGCUUGAAGAUGGCCAGAAAGGCUAUAAGUCAGCUUCAUGAGGACAUUGAGGCCAAAAUCCGUCGAUCCCAGCUUCCUAAAGCUAUCCUGCACCCCAGUGGAGGCCUGCAGAGGGCAAUUGAGAACUUAAGUGUCAGACUUCCCAAACUUAUUCUGAAUGAAGAUGAAAAAAAUAUUUAUAUUAUUGGAAGCAGCAAUGAUGUGUCAGAGGCCAAGCAGUUUCUUCUCCUGGACAAUGUUAACCAGCGAGAUAAAAAGGAAGAUGUAGCUAGUCUCCUGAGAUUUCCCUCAUAUGGUUCAAGUUUAUACCCUCAGACUGAUGAGGAGAGAUUCACUCUCCCCACACCCUCCACUGUAGCAUCUGUGGAUGAUAAGAUAGAUGAGAUGCUGAAGUCAGAGGAAGAUGAACGAAGAGCUGAAGGAGCCAGAAGGUAUAAACUAGCUGCUCGGUUUAAGGAUUCUGGGCUAGCUGCGUUAAGCAGUCGACCAGCUGACUUCACUUUACGAACAAACUCAUCUCCCAGCAGACAAACACGCCAAGGGCCAAUGUUAGGGUAUGAUGUACUCUCAGAAACAGCAGGGACUUCUGGUGAGGCAGUUUCCAGAGCAGUACCCCAAAACACAGGAGGAGACAUUUUGUUCAAGACUGGAUCUAGUUUAGCAUCUUCCUCACUUCAAAAUAGAACCUCUUUGAAUCCAGGUUUAACAGAUGCUCGACCUAAGAAUUCAUCAUCUCCUUUUAGUGGUACACAGUCCAGUUUGUCAGGAAGUCCUGCACCUCAGUCUGCUGGAUCUGGAUCCACCUUGAAGCGUGCCAGUAGUUUCUCAGGAACGCCUCAGCAGAAGGCUCAAGUUAUGAGUCAGAGGAGUCAAGAAGAUAGCAGCAAGUCCACAGUCAGAGCCAGGGGCAGGUCUUCUAGCUUCAGUACCCAAACAGGAAGGGACAAGCAGGAAGUCUAUACUGCAGAUCUUACAGUAUCCUACAUAAUGUGGAAACAUAUACAAGAAGCCUACAGCUACCGAGUGGAAGACCUAGCUUCUGAUGUCCAGUUAAAAGAGAGCCGCUUAGGUAAUCGUGAGCUGACUGUUACCAUAAGAGGAGCAAACUCAUCCAAAGUGACUUCAUGUCAUCUAGGUUUGCAGAAGCUGUUUGACUCAGUUAGUUCAGACUUCUCUGUGAAGGAGGUGCCCUUGUCUGAACUGGGUGUCACUGACAAAGCAGAUGAAACCUUACAGGCUUGUUGUUCUGAAGUGCGGAGCCGCUUUAAGAAGGUUACUAUCCAGAUAUUACCCAAGAGCUUAUAUCUUCUUGGUCCACAGCAGUUGUGUUCCCAGGUAGGUGCUUCUCUGCGGGAAGUAUUUUCUGGAGACUCGGCUCAAAUACCUGACAAAUACCAAUAUUCCCCAACUUCUUUUGAAAUGAAUGAAGAUAAAAGCACUAGUUUACACUUUAACAGUAACUCUCAGGUGAUUCUAGAGAGCCAACCAGGCAAUGCUGAUGGUACAAGUAGGAGUCGGGAGUGGAGGACAACCUACAGAAGUGACUUUGGUGGGAGGGAGAUUGUGAAUGGAUCUACUGGUCUGGCAAGGCAAGAUCAUGUCAUUAAGGAGAAAGUCAAGCCUAUAGAUCCAAUGGAGAUGGAUGGACAGAAGGCUAAGUCAUUUGUCAGUCAAUCUACACCAGGAAAUGAUAGUGUGAGGGGUGUGAAUGGUGUCGGAUCAACAUUAACCCGUACUGAGAAAGGGACCACCUUACCUGCUACCCAGAUAGGCAGUGUAGGUCAAGAAGAAGCAGAGAUCCAGAACACCCCAGAGGAAUCCAAACCAGGCCAGGAGAGGCUGGGGAACAUCUGUGUUUGUGGAGAGACUGGGAUAUCGGUGCAGAGAACAAAAUGUGGAGCCACCUUUUGCUCAAAGUGCUUGGACACGGUACAUGUCCGCUGCAGAGUUUGUCAUGAGACGGAGCAGAAACCUCGGGGCAUCCGGGGCAAUAUUGUAAAAUCUAAACUAAACAUCAGUUUGCCAGGUUACAACAAGUUCUGUACUAUCAAGAUUACUUACAGCAUUCCUGAUGGUAUCCAAGCGGAUGGGCAUCCAUCUCCUGGAAAACCAUUUAAGGGAGGGCUAUUUGAAGCCUACUUUCCAGACUGUCAGCCGACAAAGAAGCUGCUGCCCAGGCUGGAGAAAGCCUUCAGGCAGGGACUCACCUUCACAGUGACAGGCAAAGGGACAGAUGCAAGGGUGACCUGGGACAGCAUCCCACACAAGACCAGCUUACAGGGAGGCAAAUCAGGGAAUGGGUACCCAGAUUCCACUUACUUGACGCGCUUGUCUGAGGUCUUGACCUCCCUUGGAAUUGAGGAAUCAACAGAAAAGGCCCAUGAUUAAAACAUGCAAAAAUGUAUUUUUUCCUUGUUUUAUAUAUAAAAUAGCAGUAUAUUGGCAAUCCUUGUGUUUACAGCACUGUUUUGCGGUUUUGAUUAGUUUACAAUCAUACUGCUUUGUUAUAGUGAGAUGUUAUCUGAUCAUCCUUUAAUUGUAGUCUCUUUUAAAUAAUGGAGUUAGAGGUGUCACUGAAGACUGAAUUUUAAUUUUGUAACAUCCUUCACCAAUUUUCUUUUAACAAGUUGUUCAAAAGUGAAGGGCCUAUAUUAUUUCACAUGACUAUUUUUUUAAACACCGUUUCAGGUUAUUUUGCAGAACAAAUGAAUAUUAAAGUGUUCAAUAUGCACAGUACUGUAGAGACCAAAAAAUUUGCACUGCACUGUGUGAUUGUAGUCAUCAUUUAGUUUAGGAACAACAGACAGUAAUUUGUAAAAUAUUCUGAAUUUAAUAAAUUAAUUGUCAAAAAUCUGUCUUUGCUUCUGGGCACAGAAAUAAAAAAGCACAUUUUCUGUCUGUUUUUA
This is a messenger RNA of Oreochromis niloticus (Nile tilapia), 3944 nucleotides long. RefSeq lists its product as uncharacterized. The record is from RefSeq and is a predicted model, not a curated record. Lineage: Eukaryota; Metazoa; Chordata; Actinopteri; Cichliformes; Cichlidae. Gene Ontology annotation, biological process: Notch signaling pathway; protein ubiquitination. The transcript has 6 exons. Bases 103 to 3426 code for a protein of 1107 amino acids.